UUUGGUUUAAUUUUCUUCCCUCGGCAGAAAGGAAGAUUUGCAAGCCUGGCUACUCCUUGGUGGACAGGGCAAAUAGGGUUACCGGCCCUUGAAGUGGCCAGUAAUUCGCCGGUGUUGAGCAAGCACGAUCUGGAGCUAUCCGCGUGCGAGAACGGUGACAAAAGCGCGAGCCGAGGAGAUGAUGAUGAUGAUGGCGACGAGCCUAAGGAGGGAGCUGUGGAGGUUGGCACCCGCAGGCCGAGGGGACGGCCACCAGGAUCCAAGAACAAGCCAAAACCACCGAUCUUCGUGACUCGCGACAGCCCUAAUUCGAUGAAGAGCCAUGUGAUGGAGGUGGCCAGCGGUGCUGACGUUGCGGAGUGCCUUGCCCAAUUUGCGCGCCGCCGCCAGAGAGGGGUCUGCGUGCUCAGCGGGAGUGGCACAGUUGCAAAUGUAACCUUGAGACAACCGGCAGCUCCUGGCGCAGUGGUGGCCUUACAUGGGAGAUUCGAGAUCCUAUCGCUGAUGGGCACGUUUCUGCCCGGCCCUUCGCCGCCGGGCUCCACCGGGUUAACUGUGUACUUGGCAGGAGGUCAGGGUCAGGUGGUUGGCGGCAGCGUAGUUGGGUCGCUUGUCGCAGCCGGGCCUGUGAUGGUGAUCGGGGCAACGUUCGCAAAUGCCACCUAUGAGCGAUUGCCUCUCGAUGAAGAAGAAGAUGGCAACACUGCUAAUGGUGGUGGGCAAGGCCAGCUUUCUGGAUCAGGAAGCUCACCACCCACGGCCAUAAGCAGCGGAAACAACCAGUCUCAGCAGGGGCUAGCAGCCGAUCCCUCGACGCUGCUGUUAUAUAAUUUGCCUCCGAAUUUCCAUGUUCAUGGUACUCACACCAAUCAAGAUGCUCAUGCUUGGGCUCAUGUUCGUCCACCAUUCUAAAUAAAUCCCACCACAUCGAAUGGCUGUAGUAGAUGUGAAUUGGGUUUUAGGUAUGAUCUCAUCUGAUAGGAGAGAUGUGAAGAGAAGGGAGAGAGAGAGAGUAAACUCAUCGCUGUGUAUAUGAUACUUCUCUCUCUGUUUUGGUUUCUUUGUGUUGCAAUAAAGGUAGGAUUAGUGUCCUCCUAAUUCUGAUUUCAAA
Molecule: messenger RNA, 1111 nt
Organism: Syzygium oleosum
Lineage: Eukaryota; Viridiplantae; Streptophyta; Magnoliopsida; Myrtales; Myrtaceae
Product: AT-hook motif nuclear-localized protein 20-like
Exons: 1
Cellular component (GO): nucleus
Molecular function (GO): DNA-binding transcription factor activity; minor groove of adenine-thymine-rich DNA binding
Source: RefSeq, a predicted model, not a curated record